Pseudocercospora fijiensis CIRAD86 is the source of this 1980-nucleotide messenger RNA. RefSeq lists its product as uncharacterized. The record is from RefSeq and is a predicted model, not a curated record. NCBI's taxonomy places the organism in Eukaryota, Fungi, Ascomycota, Dothideomycetes, Mycosphaerellales, Mycosphaerellaceae. The transcript is spliced from 2 exons. Bases 39 to 1778 code for a protein of 579 amino acids.
CCCAGAACGAACACUCCACUGCAACGGCAUCAAGUAACAUGAAUUCUAAAGCUCUGCCUACUGAAGACGGCCUUGAGCCCGGCCAGCGACGGACCAGCCCCUGCAGCAGCCAUUGGAAACAGAUUACCCUAGCCGUUGCUGCUCUCUGCUUGUUUCUGACUGGGCACAAGACAUUUCGACCUGGAAAGCACCAAUGCCAUCACAAGUCGGAUGGCCUGCGUCGAUAUGCGGGUGAAAAGAUAUCUUGGAAGCCGUGCGGCGAUGUUGCUGGCCGCCCGGUCGAAUGCAGUGACAUCGACGUGCCGAUGGACCAGUUCAAUGACACCAAUUCGGGCAACAAGACCUUCAGUAUUCCUUUGAUUCGUGCCCGAGGAAAGGAUGCUACGCAGAAUCUGCUUCUCAACCCUGGCGGUCCUGGCGGCUCUGGCGUCGAAUUUCUCUUCCGGAGAGGAAAGCAGUUAUCCGAAAUUGUGGGUGAAGGAUUCCAUCUAUUGUCUUUUGACCCAAGAGGCAUCAAUGGCUCCAAACCACUGGCUUCGUGCUAUCCUGAUCGGGAGUCACGUAGAAGCCUCUCUGGCGUAAGAGAUUUGGAACCAAUUCACGACAGCCCGGAAGUGUAUGCAUGGACGCAGAACUUUGUCAAGGCUUGUGCGGAUACGAUGGGAGAGCAUGGUCUUUACAUCAACACGCCACAGACAGCUGCAGACAUGAACAACAUCCUGGAUGCUGUAGGACAAGAGGACAUGGUGUACUGGGGCUUCUCAUACGGCACUCUUCUCGGACAGACCUACGCUAGCCUGUUUCCAGAGCGGUCCACACGAGUCAUCAUCGAUGGUGUUGUCAACGCUUUCAAUUGGUACGGCGAUAUAUUCGACGAUGAGUCCUUCACCGAUACUGAAAAUGUUCUGGAAGGCUUCUUCCGGGAAUGUUUCAAAGCCAAGGAAAAUUGCAGCCUGUCAUCGGUUGCAAAGGAUAGUCAUCACUUGCGCAAGCUUGUAUUCGAUUUCUCAGAAGAAAUGAAGCAACAGCCCAUCAGCGUAUACGUCAACAACACAGUCUAUGGUCUUCUAGACUACCCAAGUUUGUGGUACAACGGCAUCUUUCCUGCCCUUUAUAAGCCUGCUUCAUGGUAUUCUCUAGCCGAAAAUCUUGCAAAGCUUCUCAAGGGCAACGCCACAGGUGCAUUCCUUGCCUACGGACGGAGCGCCGCGUGGGACAUGGAAGGCGACGCGAAUCAAUUCGUCAGUCUGAACGAUGCGCCUACUGGGCCAGCAUAUUGGCCCCAAGAUCGGGAGACUCUGCUUCAGGAAAUCCUCCCAGAGCUGAACAGAAGCAUCUUUGCCGCCACUGAAACUGGUAAUUACUAUGCUAGACAGCAGUGGUCAAUACCGACAACGCACAACUUUACACAGCUCCCACACGUCAAUACGGCACAUCCUUUGCUUGUUCUCUCGACCACAUACGAUCCGAUCUGCCCGUUAAUCUCGGCCAAGGCUGCGAGUGCGGCUUUUGAAGGUUCACAAAUUGUCGAGGUUGUGGGCUAUGGCCAUUGCUCAGUCGCUGUGGCAUCAACUUGUCUCGCCAAGCACGUGCGUGACUUCCUAUACCAUGGAACCUUGCCGCAUAGCUAUACCAAGUGCGAAGUAGACGGACCAUACUUUAUCAAGCCCGAGGAAGAUGGCAAGGUCGUAGCCCAGAGAGUCUUCGAGACUGCCGAAGAGGAAAAGAUUCACUUGGCGCAGCUUGAGCUUGCAAGAGAUUGGGAAUGGCUCAUCUAAGCUGGUGGUCUCGUAUUGCUGUUGCAAUGGCUCAGGUGAGCACUAUCCUAUGCUGGCGAGCUGUACAUUGAGAAAAUACUUGGCAGCAUCGUUGUCUUUCGUUAUUCCUUGCACGGUGUUCGGGGUCAUUCGUAUAUCGAAAAGCAUGCUUCAUCAGUAGGUACACUCAAGGAUAGGUGCUGAGUGAUUGAUUAUACCGCCG